AUGAGUUCUGAGAGUAGAGAUGUUGUCAACGCCCUAUAUGCCGUAACUGUCAGUGCGCCGGCCGCGUUGGCUGUGGUGCCGGAUAUGGUUGGUGAGAAGAGCCAUUGGGUCGACUACAUUGUGAGCUUCUUGGCCGAUUUCUUGGGGGGGUGGUAUCGGUGUACUUCGCUGGUGACAUUGGCUAUUGCACAGUUCCACAUUUGCCUGAAGAAGUUGAUGGCUGGGGCCCAGAGUUUGCCCACCUUCCCGUCUGUCCUGCUUUCAAGCAAAUUGGCGAACUUCGAGGUCGCUUUGACCUUGGGUUGAUUCCUAUCGGAGCGUAUAAACCCCGACAUGUUUUGAGUGCUGUGCACUCGAAUCCGUAUGACUCUGUGGAGAUAUUCAAAGGACACAAAGUGCAAAAAGACAACGGGA
Molecule: messenger RNA, 414 nt
Organism: Paecilomyces variotii
Lineage: Eukaryota; Fungi; Ascomycota; Eurotiomycetes; Eurotiales; Thermoascaceae
Exons: 2
Coding region: 1-306 (101 amino acids)
Source: RefSeq, a predicted model, not a curated record